This is a messenger RNA of Exaiptasia diaphana, 1582 nucleotides long. Its product is annotated as testin-like. The transcript has 7 exons. Gene Ontology annotation, molecular function: zinc ion binding. Lineage: Eukaryota; Metazoa; Cnidaria; Anthozoa; Actiniaria; Aiptasiidae. The record is from RefSeq and is a predicted model, not a curated record.
UGACGUCACGUCUUGACACGAUUUGCUCGCAGAAUCGUGUUUUUUUUUUUGAAAUCAUCCCUUAAAUUGUCCCUGGUGAAGGGUUUUUGGUCAACAAGUCAGGAUUAGAGACCUGUGUAAGCUCCAUUAUCAGUCCACUGAUAUCUUUGUGAACAGGUUUUUUUUACAAAGUUCAACUACGAGAAAAAUGCCGGACGGUGUUGACAUCCUGACCAAAGCUACUCCUAAACGCUACAAACUAGCUCAUGAAAGAGAUGCAGGAGCACCUUGCCUCAAGUGUGGACCAGAACUUUGUGAAGGAGGAUUGGACUUACAUUUUUGGAGGAAGAUCUGCAAGACCUGCAAGUGUAAGCCACAAGAUCAUGACAUUAAAAGCACAGAAGAGGAAAAUCACAGAUUAGUUGUUGGUAGCCUGUUUGACAGAAAUUCUAAUAUCAGCCACAUUAGGGAUUAUUUUAACAGACUGGACAAAGCUGAUAAACAACCAAAGACUGAGUAUGUCAGAAAAUUCACUUGGACCCCUCCUUUUUUUACACAGGCUACAUUUUUUUAAUAUAUGGAUGCCCUUAAAAAGGAUGGACUCUGCCCUGAAGUUGGAUCAGAUGCAGCCAAGUACCGUCGUACGCAAAUGGUGUACCAGUUACCUAUCCAUGACCAUUUUUUUUACUACUGUGAUAACUURUCAGAUCAGGAGAGAGAUAGAAUGAGAGAGUUUUGUAAGAUGCGCAAUGAUGAAGCACUUGGUGUGGGUGAUGUCAAAGAGAAAGCUCCAGGAACAUCCAAAUGGGACUGUUACCGAUGUGGUAAAGGUAUGAAUGUUGGUGAUGUUGCUGUGUUUGCAUCACGGGCCGGAGAAUUUUUUUGCUGGCAUCCUGGUUGCUUUGUUUGCUCCAUGUGCAACAACCUUYUGGUUUUUUUUUUCUAUUUCUACAAGGAUGGCAACAUUUACUGUGGUCGACAUUAUGCUGAGUUUUUUUAGCCAAGAUGUGCUGCAUGUGAUGAGUUGAUCUUCUCUGAUUCGUACACACAAGCUGAGGAACGCAACUGGCACCAGCGUCAUUUCUGUUGUCUGGAGUGUGACAAAGAUCUCGGUGGCAUGUUGUAUGUGGCUAAGAAUGGCCAACCUUUUUUUUUCGAUUGUUACGACAAAUAUUAUGCCAAAGUGUGCAACACAUGCAAAAGGAAGAUUGCAGCAGAUGGUCAGAGAAUCGAACAUGACGGGAUGUUCUGGCAUGCGACUUUUUUUUGCUUCAACUGUGCAAAAUGCAAUCGUAAUUUACUUGGUCAACAGUUUCUCAAGGCGAAAAACAAUGUCUUCUGUUCGGUGGAAUGCGCCAAAAGCUACUAGAUCAUUUUUUUUUUAACUAAACUAGUUGUAAUUUAAUUUCGUUUUUAAUGUUUCCUCGCUGAUUUUGAUUUAGUUUGAAAAAUGAUUUGCAUACACCCUCUGAUUUUAUUUUCGAAGUUACUUUUAUCAAGGAUAUAUACUUUAAUCAGCUAACUCUGCUUUAAUGCUGUUUAAAUUUUUUUUUGUUGUAAGAUAUAUCGUAUUUUAAUUGAGUCAUUAAAAUCAAUAAUUACA